Molecule: messenger RNA, 1062 nt
Organism: Boleophthalmus pectinirostris (great blue-spotted mudskipper)
Lineage: Eukaryota; Metazoa; Chordata; Actinopteri; Gobiiformes; Gobiidae
Gene: bcl7bb
Product: BAF chromatin remodeling complex subunit BCL7B b
Exons: 6
Coding region: 52-657 (201 amino acids)
Source: RefSeq, a predicted model, not a curated record
CAGUAGCGGAGUGCUGGGGCUUGGUCUUGAAGUUUUCAGAUGCAUCGGUAGAUGAAUCAUAACAGCAUCAAGAUGUCGGGGCGAUCAGGCCGAGCAGAAACGCGAAGUCGGGCUAAAGACGACAUUAAAAAGGUUUUGGCGGCCAUCGAAAAAGUGCGCAAAUGGGAGAAAAAAUGGGUGACAGUAGGAGACACAUCCCUGCGCAUAUUCAAGUGGGUUCCUAUAACAGAAACAAAACAGAUUUAUCGCACCAAAUCCACAGGUGGAGAAGUUAGAGGACUAAAAGAUGUAGUGUUGGAAAACACAAAUUCUCUACUGGAUUUUGGUGAUGAAAAUAGCAAUCAGAGUUUUCUGUCUGAUGUAUACCAACCUAAGAUGGAUAAUAGCAGCAGCUCCAGUUCACAACAAGUGAGCCCACCACAUACCAGUCUCAGGACUGAGGACUCCCAGCCUCCAAUGCUGGGUCAGGAAACUGUGGAUGAGCCAGUCACUUCUAGACGAGAAGGAACGGAUGAACCUCCUACGCUUAUUAAAGAAGACCUUCUUUCUUCUGUAACUGUAAGACGGAGUGCUCCUACCCCACAGGAAGAUGUGGAUGAAACAGGUGCACCCCCAUUGAAGAAGAUUUGCACUGGAGAAAACUCUGUUCUUAGAUAGUUAAAUCAAGUUUUUGUUCCCUGUAUCUUUUCUUAAAUGUCUCACUAAGCUAAAAAUUAAAAUAUAUAUUAGGUAAAUAGUAAUACUGAACAUUGUAUAAGCAAAUUCAAAGUAGGCUAUACAAUUUUUAGACAUUUCAUUUAAAAUAAUUCCAUUAGAUACACUGUCCUUUUUUCUUGUUAUUAUGUUGUUUAUAUAUCAAGUAGUUUGUCAAAUGUAGUCAAAUAUGUGGUGCAUUUGAGUUUUGCAUGUUUACUUAGCAUUAGUAGGUAGAAAUCAUUGAUAUGAACCCAACUCAUUUCAUUAUGUAUACAUUUCUUCACAACAUUCAUGGUUAUGACAAGAUUACAUACUGUUAAGUAUUUAUUAUUUGUCUCUGUAUUUAAAUAAACAUGUCCAAAUAAA